AGGAGACAAUGUUGAUGUGUAUGUGAAGACCAGUUCAUUAAACAGGGAGAGAAGGAACAAAGAUUGACAUUUGUUUCCCAGCAACAUCAUCUUCAGUAGGAUUGCUACUAUGGACAUGUCCAACACUGCUCCAGGUACAAAUGUUCAGCAGCUUAAAAGCGAACAUUUAUUAAUGACUAAUAUGGAGUAUGGAGAAAGCCAAGUUCUUGGAUGCAUAUAGUGUUCUCCUAGCAAGUAUUCUGUGUAAAAUUCCUGCUUUUGAAAACCUCAAGAAGCAAGUACCAUGUCAUAUUCCCCAUGAAUACAGCCAAUAGAUGGCCACCAGAUUUGAAGUUUUCCCUCUACCAAUUAUGUUCUUCAAUGAAUCCAAACAUGAGGAGUGUAUGGGAAUCAUGGAUAGCUAUGAGAAUCAGCUAACCAGGCUGUUUAAAAAUGCAUUUGGAAACAUAGACGCGCUAAGAAGGUAUGGGGUACCUUUAGGUGGUGAUCAGCUGACUCAAGUACGACUUCAGGAGACCAAAAAUAUAAGAUCAUUAGCUGUCACUCCAGAGAGGCGAUAUGCCGAUUUACAUCCAAUCGUAUGUGAGAUGUGGCAUUCAAAGCAAGAUUUUCUAGAGAAAUGUUACAAAAAGUUUUUUGGAGAAAAACAUUCCUCAAGCCAGGGAACCCUUGCCCACUUCAAGACCAUUCUUCACAGAACAGAUGUGAAUGGAAAAGUAAAAGGAAGGUUUAAGCCACACUUUGAACUCUUGAUGCUUGUUGGAGAAUGGAUGGUCCAAGAACAGUUUCUUGAAUUUCUCAACAUGGAGUCUUUUGAUAGCCAACCAACACAUCAUAUGACAAAGGACCUUGAUGACCCAGAGAAUCAGAGAGACAACUUAAUGAAACUAAUUCAAGAGUUCAUGAAACACUUUGGUUAUGGUCAAGUAGACUGUCCAAAAAAGGAUGAAGCAGACAAAAUUUGCAUCAUUACACCUGAAGGACAAAAUAUACAAAUACAGUUGGUUCCUACAAACAAGCAAAGUGAUGAGUUGUAUAAUUAUUCAGUUCAGCUUUGCCAAUGGUACUUGCACCUGAAUGAAUUAAAUGAUACUGCAAAAGAAGGAGACUUGAAUAGGACAAUCUUGAACUGUCAGUACUCACUACCAUUCUUCUUCUCUCACUCUAAACUUAGUAAAUACUUAGUUGAAAAUAUUGACUAUGUAUUGAAGUGCAAGUACCUCUUGAGCCCUUUACAAAGAAUGUGUGUUCUUGAGGGAUCUUACGUAAACAUUAAUGGUGGUCAAGGGCAAAAUGUUGAGAGUGAUCUGACUCAGGAACACUCAGUCUGCAAUCAGAAAAUGCUGAUUAAAUCUUUAGGAGCAAACAAGAGUGAAAAUGCCAUUAAAAGAGUUACAGGUGCUGCAGAAACUAUUUCAAAUAUCUGUGAAAAGUUUGAUGAGGGUGUUUAUAUCAAACCUAAAUCUGGGAGUCACAGCAAACCUCUCAAUGAAGCUGACCAAAAACUAGUGUCACGAACAUUACGAAGGCUUAGACCUUUUCGUUUUACACCAGGGAGGAAGUGUCCAGGCUUCAGUAACAUUGACAUUGUUCCUGUAACAUUUGAUAAACUACCAGGCAUGCAUGCUAGACUAAAUCAAAUUAUCUCCCGUCUCACAAAGGUCUUCAUGUAAAUGUUGAUGAAAAUGAUAAUGAUUCAGAAGUGGAGUAGAUUUUGUGAAUGAGUUAUG
This is a messenger RNA of Saccostrea echinata, 1730 nucleotides long. RefSeq lists its product as uncharacterized. The record is from RefSeq and is a predicted model, not a curated record. Lineage: Eukaryota; Metazoa; Mollusca; Bivalvia; Ostreida; Ostreidae. The transcript has 3 exons. Bases 315 to 1673 code for a protein of 452 amino acids.